CAAUAAUAUCAACCAUUUGAUGUAAAUCAAUAAAAUCUGCCAUGAAUUCUUCAUCAUGCCAGAGCUGACAAUGGAGAUUCUCACAACCCCAUUUGCCCUCAAUUCCAAUUUUGCAAUACAACCCAAAGGAACGUCUCCAUUACAGACUCUUCCAACCAGAAACUGUUGCAUAGUAGCUUCAACCAAUACAGAGUCUCAAAAUUUACGAAAACUGACCAAUGCCCGUCAGAGGAUUACUGGGUUCAGUGGAGGUGGUUCAGUUCAUAGAAAUGGGGUGUUAAACAAUGCUGCUAUGCUCUUGAGUUCAAUGGAUUUAACCAAUCCAGAUGAGUGUAUUGAAAUCUAUGCUUCAAUUCUUCAGAAAUGUCGAAAACUCUAUAAUUUGCGACUGGGUUUUCAAGUUCAUGCUCAGUUGGUUGUUAAUGGUGUUGACGUGUGUGAAUUUCUUGGUAGUCGGCUCUUGGAAGUUUACUGUCAGACUGGAUGUGUGGAGGAUGCACGCAAGAUGUUUGAUAAAAUGUCUGAGCGAAAUGUUUUUAGUUGGACAGCUAUAAUGGAAAUGUACUGUGGAGUGGGGGAUUAUGAGGAGACAAUUAAGUUGUUUUAUUUGAUGGUCGAUGAAGGAGUUCGGCCUGAUCAUUUUGUCUUUCCUAAGGUUUUCAAAGCAUGCUCGGAGUUGAAGAAUUAUCGGGUUGGGAAAGAUGUUUAUGAUUACAUGUUGAGUAUAGGAUUUGAGGGGAAUUCCUGUGUUAAAGGGUCUAUCCUUGAUAUGUUUAUAAAAUGUGGGAGAAUGGAUAUUGCAAGGCGGUUCUUUGAAGAGAUUGAAUUUAAGGAUGUUUUUAUGUGGAACAUAAUGGUUUCAGGCUAUACAUCAAAAGGUGAGUUCAAGAAAGCUUUGAAGUGUAUCAGUGACAUGAAGCUUUCAGGUGUGAAGCCUGACCAAGUAACAUGGAAUGCAAUCAUUUCUGGUUAUGCUCGGAGUGGGCAAUUUGAGGAGGCUUCCAAAUAUUUUCUUGAGAUGGGUGGUUUGAAAGAUUUCAAACCUAAUGUGGUUUCUUGGACCGCAUUAAUAGCAGGAAGUGAGCAGAAUGGUUAUGAUUUUGAAGCACUGAGUGUUUUCAGGAAAAUGGUUCUUGAAGGAGUAAAACCAAACUCGAUUACCAUUGCAAGUGCUGUCUCAGCAUGCACCAACUUGUCUUUGAUUAGACAUGGCAGAGAGAUCCAUGGCUAUUGUAUAAAGGUGGAAGAGUUGGAUUCAGAUUUAUUGGUAGGUAACUCAUUGGUUGACUACUAUGCUAAAUGCCGAUCCGUGGAGGUUGCACGUAGAAAAUUUGGUAUGAUCAAACAAACGGAUUUGGUCUCAUGGAACGCAAUGCUGGCUGGUUAUGCCCUUAGAGGUAGUCAUGAAGAAGCCAUUGAACUUCUUAGUGAGAUGAAGUUCCAAGGCAUUGAACCCGACAUUAUUACAUGGAAUGGAUUAGUUACUGGGUUUACACAGUAUGGGGAUGGGAAGGCAGCUCUUGAAUUCUUUCAGAGGAUGCACAGUAUGGGUAUGGAUCCCAACACAACAACUAUAUCAGGAGCUCUAGCUGCUUGUGGCCAAGUAAGAAAUUUGAAGCUAGGGAAGGAGAUUCAUGGUUAUGUUCUUCGGAAUCAUAUUGAACUGUCAACAGGUGUUGGGAGUGCUCUUAUAUCAAUGUACUCAGGAUGUGAUUCUCUGGAAGUUGCCUGUUCUGUGUUCAGUGAACUUUCUACAAGAGAUGUAGUUGUAUGGAAUUCAAUUAUUUCUGCCUGUGCACAAAGUGGGAGAAGUGUUCAUGCUUUAGACUUGUUAAGAGAAAUGAAUUUAAGUAAUGUGGAAGUGAACACAGUGACAAUGGUUUCAGCCCUCCCAGCUUGUUCAAAGUUAGCUGCCUUACGCCAAGGCAAAGAGAUCCACCAGUUUAUUAUCAGGUGUGGGCUUGAUACAUGUAAUUUUAUAUUGAACUCCCUUAUUGACAUGUAUGGACGCUGUGGAUCCAUCCAAAAAAGUCGAAGAAUAUUUGAUUUAAUGCCUCAGAGAGAUCUUGUCUCUUGGAAUGUGAUGAUCUCAGUCUAUGGAAUGCAUGGCUUUGGGAUGGAUGCUGUAAAUCUUUUCCAGUACUUCAGAACUAUGGGACUAAAGCCAAAUCAUAUUACCUUCACAAAUCUUUUAUCAGCUUGUAGUCACUCAGGAUUAAUAGAGGAAGGAUGGAAGUAUUUUAAAAUGAUGAAAACCGAGUACGCAAUGGACCCUGCUAUGGAGCAAUAUGCUUGUAUGGUUGAUCUACUGUCAAGAGCAGGUCAAUUCAAUGAAACAAUGGAGUUCAUUGAGAAGAUGCCUUUUGAGCCCAAUGCAGCAGUCUGGGGGUCUUUAUUGGGUGCUUGUAGGAUCCAUUGCAACCCCGAUCUUGCAGAAUAUGCUGCUGGGUAUCUGUUUGAACUAGAGCCCCAAAGUUCUGGGAACUAUGUACUCAUGGCCAAUAUUUACUCUGCAGCAGGAAGAUGGGAGGAUGCAGCUAAAAUACGCUGUUUGAUGAAGGAGCGAGGAGUGACAAAACCUCCAGGUUGCAGUUGGAUUGAAGUGAAGAGAAAAUUGCAUAGCUUCGUUGUUGGGGAUACUUCACAUCCAUUGAUGGAGCAAAUAUCAGCAAAGAUGGAAAGCUUGUAUUUUGAUAUAAAAGAAAUCGGGUAUGUCCCUGACACGAACUUUGUGUUGCAGGAUGUUGAUGAAGAUGAAAAGGAGUUCAGCCUGUGUGGGCAUAGCGAAAAGAUUGCUCUAGCUUUUGGCUUGAUUAGCACACCUGCUGGAACCCCUUUGAGAAUAAUAAAAAACUUGAGGGUGUGUGGAGACUGCCACUCUGCAACAAAGUUUAUAUCCAAGGUGGAAAAGAGAGACAUCAUAAUGAGGGAUAAUUAUAGGUUUCACCACUUUGUUGAUGGAGUAUGCUCGUGCGGGGAUUAUUGGUAGAUUAAAAUUGUAACAUCUAUACAAGGGAAUGAUAAAUGGGAGCAAAAGAUUGAAUGGUUGAAUUACCAAAAUGCUUUAAAGUUCUCCAAACUCCAGUUACUGAAGAAACAGAAAAGGCAGGUGGACGAGAAGUAGGCCUUCUAAGCAGCUUACUGAUUCGGAAAACAAGAUGGAAUGUGAAAAGGCAAGAGUACAAGGUGUCAGUCUCCAACUUGAUCGGUAUCCAGCAUGAUAAUGUUGUGGCUGAUUGAAGAGGUUAUACUGAACAUCUUCCAACUACUCAAGACUUCGACUUCAGUUGAUAAUAAAGAUGUAAUAAAAGAGUCUCAUCGACCAUUGGAUGGGGCAUGCGCUCCUGUGGUAGCCACAAUGAUGCUAACAGAAUAGCUGCUGAGUUCUCUUCUCUUCAACCAUUUUCAAGACCUACAUCCAUUCCAAAGCUUGCUCAUUGUUUAUCUUUCCAUUUGAUAGUGUUGUAAAUUAUUAUCAAGAAUUCAUCAACAUGCUUUGAUAUUUCGUUAGUAGCAAUGAAUAAAGAAACCGGUUC
Messenger RNA from Vitis riparia (riverbank grape), 3536 nucleotides. RefSeq names its product pentatricopeptide repeat-containing protein At3g24000, mitochondrial-like. The transcript has 2 exons. Bases 56 to 2989 code for a protein of 977 amino acids. Gene Ontology annotation, molecular function: protein binding; RNA binding; zinc ion binding. The record is from RefSeq and is a predicted model, not a curated record. Gene Ontology annotation, biological process: RNA modification. NCBI's taxonomy places the organism in Eukaryota, Viridiplantae, Streptophyta, Magnoliopsida, Vitales, Vitaceae.